Drosophila ficusphila is the source of this 1748-nucleotide messenger RNA. Its product is annotated as N-acetylglucosamine-6-sulfatase-like. Bases 1 to 1569 code for a protein of 522 amino acids. The transcript is spliced from 5 exons. Gene Ontology annotation, biological process: glycosaminoglycan metabolic process. Gene Ontology annotation, molecular function: glycosaminoglycan binding; N-acetylglucosamine-6-sulfatase activity. Lineage: Eukaryota; Metazoa; Arthropoda; Insecta; Diptera; Drosophilidae. The record is from RefSeq and is a predicted model, not a curated record.
AUGGUUGGCUUUUUGUGUGGGCCGGGUUUUGUUAUCGCCAGAAUUUUAUGUAAACAAAAGAAAAUUGCGAUCAGCUCCAUGAUUAGCUUAACCCUCCUGGUCGUUUUGAUCCCUGCAUGCCUGGGAAAUUCCGACGCAGAGAAGUUACCUAACAUCCUGUUGAUCCUGUCCGACGAUCAAGAUGUGGAGCUACGCGGCAUGUUCCCGAUGGAGCAGACGAUCCAGCUGCUGGGUUUCGAGGGCGCCCUCUUCCACAACGCCUUCACGCCCACGCCCAUUUGCUGUCCGGCGCGGACGAGCCUGUUUACGGGGAUGUAUGCCCACAAUCACGGCACCCGGAAUAAUUCCGUAAAUGGCGGUUGCUACGGAACACAUUGGCGGAGGACCCUCGAACCUCGAGCCCUGCCGAACAUCCUGCAGCAGCAGGGAUACAACACCUUCUUCGGGGGAAAGUACUUGAACCAGUACUGGGGCGCCGAUGUGCCCAAAGGAUGGAAUGAGUUCCAUGGCCUCCAUGGAAACUCACGGUACUACAAUUACACGCUGCGCGAGAAUUCUGCGAAUGUGCACUACGAGUCUACAUAUCUGACCGAUCUGCUAAGCGAUCGUGCUGCAGAUUUCAUAAGGAGUGCAACCACAUCUACAGGGAACGAGGAUCCCAAACCCUUUUUCGCCAUGGUGGCUCCACCGGCAGCCCAUCAGCCAUUUACUCCAGCUCCACGGCACGAGGGCGUGUUCGCCCGCAUAAAGGCCUUGCGCACACCUAGCUUUAAUGAGGUUAAACAGGAUAAGCACUGGUUAGUUCGAGCUGUCCGUCAACUGCCCAACGAAACGAUCGAUACUAUAGACAAGUACUUUCAGAAGCGAUGGGAAUCGCUGCUGGCUGUGGACGAGAUGGUGGCCACCUUGGUGGGCGUGCUAAACGAGACACAUUCCCUGGACAACACCUACAUCGUUUACACCUCGGACAACGGCUAUCAUGUCGGCCAGUUCGCACAGCCCUUCGACAAGCGACAGCCCUACGAAACGGAUAUUGGCAUACCGCUGCUAAUCCGUGGACCGGGAAUCGCACCUGAGAGCCAUAUUGACACUGCCGUCAGCUUGGUGGACUUGGCGCCUACGAUUUUGGCCUGGGCGAAGGUCAACACGCCAAACUACAUGGAUGGACAAUCGUUUCACGAGAUUCUGUUGAACAAAGAGCGGAAGAUUCCGUUCUUCGAACGCUCGCUGCUGAUUGAAUACUGGGGCGAGGGGACAGUCGAAACUUACAAUCCCGAGUGUCCUUGGCCAGCGAAAGAUCGCUUGACACAGUGUACGCCAGAGGCUGAUUGCCAUUGCCAGGAUUCGUGGAAUAACACCUACGCCUGCGUGAGAAAUAUUCGUCACCGGGAGGAUCGCGUUUACUGCGAGUUUAGGGAUAACGAAAACUAUUUGGAAGCCUAUGACCUGCAAUUGGAUCCCUUUCAAAUGACAAACAUUGCGUACGAUCUGCUGCCCAUUGAACGAGCUUUGUAUUCGUUGCGACUAAGGAAUCUCACCCAGUGUUCUGGUCAUUCAUGUUUUCAAUAGUUAUAUACUCAGUUCACUUUGAGUGAAUACUACAAUUAACCUUACCAAACUUGCACUCACAAGUGCUAACCAAACCAAAUUAGUACUCGCUUGGCGUAUCUAGUUUUUUGGAAGUUUCUUUAUUCAAAUAUGUGAUUUAAGUAUCUAUAUACAUAGUCUCAAAUUAUUUACAUUACAGA